ACUGACAGUCGCAUUGUGUUGUUUUCAAUAGUCAAUAUUUUUAUUGUUCCAAUUCGAAGUAAUAAUUCUCUAAACCUUAGGUUCUUCGUCUUCAAUUAUAAUAUUAUUUAUUUUUAUCUCAGCUUCAGCUAUUCUGAUUCCCCAAAAAUGAGUAGAAUCCAGUGUCUCUAAAACUUUUGGAAAAUGAUCAUUUCAUUAUAGAAUAAACAAAGUGAUGAGGUAGGAGUGUUCACAUUUUCAUAUUCAUAAUUUGUACAUAUUACAAUAUUGAACUGGAUUAAUAGAAAUAUGGAGAUUGUGGGAGAUUAUGAAUAUAGUAGUAAGGACCUGAUUGGACAUGGUGCAUUUGCUGUAGUUUUCAAAGGACGAUUAAGACAGAACCCCUCUUGCACUGUGGCGAUCAAAAGCAUCACAAAGAAAAGUUUAGCAAAAUCACAAAAUUUGCUUGGGAAAGAGAUAAAAAUUUUGAAGGAACUGACUGAACUCCACCAUGAAAAUGUAGUUGCUCUGCUGGACUGCAAGGAAUCUGCUAACAAUGUUUAUUUAGUCAUGGAGUAUUGCAAUGGCGGAGAUUUAGCAGACUAUUUGCAUGCGAAAGGGACACUCAGUGAGGAUACUAUCCGUCUGUUUCUGAUUCAGUUGGCUGGUGCAAUGAGAGCUCUGUAUGCCAAGGGAAUAGUUCAUAGGGAUCUGAAACCACAGAAUAUUCUCUUGUCACACAGCGGAGCAAAGGCACAUCCUCAACCCUCCGAGAUCAAAUUGAAAAUUGCUGACUUUGGUUUUGCAAGAUUUUUACAAGAUGGUGUGAUGGCAGCUACACUCUGUGGUAGUCCGAUGUAUAUGGCUCCAGAAGUGAUAAUGUCGCUUCAAUAUGACGCCAAAGCUGACCUCUGGAGCUUGGGUACCAUAGUUUUCCAAUGUUUGACUGGGAAAGCUCCAUUUCAAGCGACUACACCACAGGCAUUGAAGCAGUUUUACGAGAAAAAUGCCAAUCUUUCACCAAAAAUCGCUGUUGGUACGAGCCCUGAGCUGAGCGAGCUGUUGAUGGGUUUGCUAAAGAGGAAUGCCAGAGAGAGGAUGAACUUCGAAUCAUUUUUCAACCAUAAAUUUUUGAAGAGACCUGAUCCACCUCAGUCUCAAAGUCCAUUACAGGGUGAACUUCCCUUGCCAAUAUAUGGCUCACCUCCAACGCUGUCUAAACUGCCACGAAGAGCUUCGACACCUAUUAAAGUUGCUACUCCACCUAUAUCUCAGCCUGAAUCACCGCGAUCUACAAGAAACGCACUCAGUUCAAGUCCUGAAGAUGAUUAUGUUAUAGUUCCUCAAAACAUCCAAAUCCAGUCGGACCAUUCACCGGAAACUAGUGUGGAAAAAGAAAAACCAACAUUCAGGCUUCCAGUGCGAGCAUCUCCGAUGCCUUGUGCACCAGUUACUAGUCCUACAAGACCUAGCUUCUUACCGAUAUCUGAGCCGAUACCUGUACCUACUCAACGACAGGCCUUCGAAAAGAUAUACACCGAAACGCAGUUACAGAAAAGGGAUAAAGAAGAACCUCCUUCUCCAUCACAGGUUCAGUUUGUAAUCGGUACACCACCAGGUGGAAGAAGACGGUCCACUUCUGGUAGCCUUUGUGAGACACCGCCUCCCCCAAGUAUAUGGACUGUUUCACCAGUAUCCACUUCCAAGACCAUGCCGACUAAUUCACCUCUCAAAAGAUCAGGAACUUCACCUCCCAUAUUGAGUGGUCCACUUGCCAGGGUGCCGAUGCUGAGCAGCCCCAAUCUCAACGACAACAACAAUUUGGGUCGAUCACCGGUAAUACCUUUCUGUACUCGCGCGGUAACGUUACCUGAAAUUUCAGAAUUGGACAACUAUCCCACGUUCUUCAACGAAACGUCCACUACCAACGACGCCCAUCCAAUAACAUUUCUUGCGCCAGAAUUGCCCGAAGAAACGUUGUUAGAGCGGGUUGCCCCUCCUCUGGCCGCCCUUGUCGACGCCGCCCAGCUGCACCAGCCGACCAACGAGACGGCGCGCCGGGCGGAGCAGCUGGUGCUGAUGGUGAGGGCGCUGCAGCUGCUCAGCUCGGGGCUGUCGUUGGCCACGCGGCAGCUGAAGGCGGGGCAGUUGAGGCCCAGCACCAGCGUCAAGAACGUUGUCACAACUUUGAAUACAAAAUUCAGAGCUACCCUGCAAGAAUGUAAGCAGCUCAAUAACACUGGACUUUUGAAUAAAGUUGGCACCACUACUGCAACGGCCGACAAGAUUUUAUAUAAUCAUGCAAUUCAGAUGUGUCAAUCAGCAGCUUUAGAUGAGUUAUUCGGCAACCCUGAAGAGUGUUUCCAAAGGUAUCAGACCGCUCAGAUCCUCUUGCAUAGUUUAUCGCAGCAAGUGCAGAACCAGAAGGAUAAAAUGCUGCUUACCAAAUAUAAGGAAGCUGUAGAAAAGCGAUUAUACGUCCUCCAACAACAAGGUUAUAUCUAUGCUACAGAUCUCAGCUAAAUAAAAUCUUAAGGUAACGAAAUAUUUAGUUCUAAGAAGUUGAUUAAUAUUGUCAGUCUUUCUUGCUUUUCUCAUAAUAUAAAUUAUAUGCUGUAG
Phaedon cochleariae (mustard beetle) is the source of this 2598-nucleotide messenger RNA. NCBI's taxonomy places the organism in Eukaryota, Metazoa, Arthropoda, Insecta, Coleoptera, Chrysomelidae. The record is from the annotation of a GenBank genome assembly.